UGUUGAAUCAAUUGAGCUGUCUUCUCUGGCUGACUUGGCUACAUUCAGUUACUAUUACCUUCCAGGAGCUACUCAAUAACCAGCUUGAAGGGCUACGUUGAACCAUCAAUCAGGCUCCAUGGCUAUCUCGCCACUGAAGCGCCAUAAAGGAACCUCUCCAAGCAGUGUGACGCCAUGCGGACACGGAGGCACCAAAUGUGCCUUAAAGAAAUGAUAUUAUAUCUAAGAGUCCAACGCCAAUCUGGUUCCACGUUUGAUGGUUAUUUUACACAGAAAAUGUGGCAGUGCGAGAGAGGCACAUCCCUCUCUCCCUCAUAUUUUACAAAACUACACAUGUGCUACAGCUUAUAUAAGCUUGUGUGCGACGCUGCCUGUUACCAUGAUAAGUGUAUGUUCCUGUCGAAGAGAAUGCCCCGUUUGGCGUCGCACUCUGUCUAUUGAGUUUUGUGAAAACUCGUACACUUGGAGACAAGUAAAUUUGGAGCAUAGUACGUACGGCAAGCAGUGCACUAAACACGCAUGGUUAUAGAGAUGGUUUCUCAGCCUCUUUGAGAUCUGCAACGCAAUGAUAGUUUUUUUUACGCUCGUUGGCGACGUGAGAGUCUUCCACGAACAAGACCACUAAGUCUUGAAUAAUUCCUUUGUCCUUCGUCGUUACGGCCGAUGCGUUUGCGGUCCUCUCUGUUUGUAGCUCGCAUCGGCUAUUUCUCGUUAUAUACAAUUGUUUGUUCGUUUGAAUUUAUAGCUGUAGUUUCGUUUUUCAGCUCACGUUUUUCUUCACAACAGGCCUCGCCGUCAACCAGUCGUACAGUGUCUCAACUGAAACUACCUCGCAAACCCACGCGUCUCACGAAAUUCGCAAUCAACGCCCUGUACGUGCUGACACCACCUGCAUCGUCAAGCUCCGAACGCUCCCCGGCACAGAAGUUCAAACUCAUAAUGAUCUUUUUCAUCCCGGUACUUCUGUUGCUGGGUGUUGUAACCUAUUUUGUCAUCAAGCACUUCAGCGGCCGGAAACAUUACCUGCUCUGCGAUUCGCAAGCUUGUAGUGCGUUCGAAGUAAUGCUCAGUAGGACCAUCAACCACCAUCUCGACCCGUGCGACAACUUCUACGUCUUCGUGUGUGAUGGCUGGAACAGGGCUCAGUUGAAGUCUGUCUACCGUAGCCACCUGAACCACUUUCUUGCGCUGCUGAACGAAAAUCUCCAGGGAAAUGUUCCUCGAUAUGGGCAGAAUUCACAUGAAAAGGCGGCAGCAUUCUUUCAAGCGUGCAGAAUGGCUGCACAGAAGAAUCGUGGAGAUACCCACGGCUUCAGAAAUAUUCUCUCUGAAAGCAACGUAGACUGGCCCAGCAUCUCUGAGAAGGCGGACGUGCUCUUGUCAUUGGCCAGGUUUUUCAGGAUCCUUAGGAUAACGAACCUUUUGAAUAUUGAAAACAGUGGAAAUGCAUUGGUCAUUCAUGGCGGUGCAGCAGAAGCUUCCAACUACAAGAAGAGGGCCGCCGUAAUUCAAAACUCGGGAAGGUACCAAUGGUACUACGAGACGUUUCAAAAUGCGACAAAAGGUGCACGUACGAGGGCAGAAUUCAUGCUUCCAUACUCCGAAUUUUUCCAAGUCGAAGUUGCAAUACUCGACAAUCUCACAAACUACACGAAGAACACUAGCACGAACCCACCGAAGAACUUACAUGAGCUGGCGAACCUGACGAAUGAAAUUUCUUACGAGCGUUGGCUAAGAAUCGUGACAGAGGAGCUUGUCCUCCCUGCAGAUGCCCCAGUAUUUAUCAGCGAGGAUGACUCUGAUUACCUACGAGCGUUUAGCGGACUUUUGAACAAAAUGGAAGAGAAGUAUAUUCACUACGAAGUAGGCUGGAUUAUGGUUCAACAGUGUGCUCCUUUCAUCAAUAGCAAAGUUCUGGGCGCCUAUGUGGGCGACUUUGACCCAUCCGACAUAGGGAAACGUGCAGAUCUACAAAACCUUAACCUCUGUCUUCAACUCACAGAAACCUACAUGGGGUGGUCGAUCUACGCGAAGUUUUCUGAGAUAUACGCUCCAAGCGCCUCCAUAAAAGAAGUACGUGAGAUAAUCGAUGACAUUGGCAAAGUCGCUUUUAUUAGGACCAGGGCUGCAGAAGACAGGAUGGGUACACGUUAUGUCAACUCUUCAUUGCGACAACAGCUACACUUAAUGACCAAAUACCAAGACCGCUUUGAGGAUUCCGAUUUUCUGAACGCCAUAUUCUUCAACAUCAGUGACAUGGGUCCUUUCAUCUUCCAGAACUGGCGCAGAGUCAUUCACGAUUUCCUCACGCGCGGAAACCUGACCCUUUGGAGGUUGGUCAGCACACGUUUCAUAUUUGGAUUACUCGCCACGAGUGAGGCCUACAGUCUUUACAAUGAAGCUGAACACACGUACUUGUUACCGCCCUACGCGAUGAUGCUUCCACUGUACGACAUUAACGUCAUGAGUGCAGUCAAGUACGCUGCCUUAGGAUCAGUCAUCGCCUCGGCGGCAAUCGCUAUGACCGGGUCUUCCAACAGGAGCAGAGGCUCAGUCAGAAAUCAAUCUCUUGACGAGCACACGAACAAACAAGUGCGUGAUGCGGCAGCUGCGCUAGAGAUAGCGGGGGGGCAUAUAGGAAGGCAACGGAAUAUGCUGAGGAUGUUCGAUUUCGUCAUCUGCCACACUUGUCGUCCGACGCAAUGUUUUUUGUCGCUACGUGUUAUAUUCUAUGUGGCCAGCCUUCUGACACUUACCCAGCAUUGCGAUGCAACGAGCCCUUGAAACAUCGACCUCAGUUCACUCGAACUUUUUCUUGUAAUGAUGUCCAGAACAUGUGACCGCUACCGGUGACCAUAGCUAGUUUAUAUCACAUCCCAGGAAAUAAUACUCCCAAAUUAAAUAUAUGCCCGAUGA
Messenger RNA from Ornithodoros turicata, 2916 nucleotides. Its product is annotated as endothelin-converting enzyme 2-like. The coding region runs from base 664 to 2784 and encodes 706 amino acids. NCBI's taxonomy places the organism in Eukaryota, Metazoa, Arthropoda, Arachnida, Ixodida, Argasidae. Gene Ontology annotation, cellular component: plasma membrane. Gene Ontology annotation, biological process: protein processing. Gene Ontology annotation, molecular function: metalloendopeptidase activity. The transcript is spliced from 2 exons. The record is from RefSeq and is a predicted model, not a curated record.